Pundamilia nyererei is the source of this 2289-nucleotide messenger RNA. It is a transcript of the gene nprl2, whose product is annotated as NPR2 like, GATOR1 complex subunit. The record is from RefSeq and is a predicted model, not a curated record. NCBI's taxonomy places the organism in Eukaryota, Metazoa, Chordata, Actinopteri, Cichliformes, Cichlidae. Gene Ontology annotation, cellular component: vacuolar membrane; GATOR1 complex. Gene Ontology annotation, biological process: positive regulation of autophagy; negative regulation of TORC1 signaling; cellular response to amino acid starvation. The transcript has 11 exons. The coding region runs from base 367 to 1527 and encodes 386 amino acids. Gene Ontology annotation, molecular function: GTPase activator activity.
AAUUUUUAUUCUAAAGCUAAGUUACUGGGUGUCCCUGAAGGCGAUAUUAUUGUUGUUCUUCCCUGUCUGGUUUUUGCAUGCGUUGAUGUGUCGAGUUAUUGAAUAGUUUGAUGCCUGGGUGACCAUAACCUCUGCUUAAUACAUUAAUAACAGAUUUUAUAGGGCGUCUUUUAACUUUAGACCUGCGUUUAAGUACCUAAGGACGUCGCUAAGUUGUCUUUAAACGUUAAAGCUAUAUGCUAGCUCAUGCUGCUGUAAAUAAACUGGGAAGAUCCACAGUAGACACACAGGAGAUACCUUGUUAACGCACUUUGGGGCAAGUUAAUAGGACUCAGCAGGGUUUACACACCUCUGGAUUAGUUCUCCAUGAGGAUAAAAUCUAUGAUGGGCAUGCCCACUCGGAUAGAGUGUAUAUUUUUCAGCGAAUUUCAUCCUACUCUGGGUCCCAAGAUAACAUAUCAGGUUCCAGAAGAGUACAUCUCACGGGAGCUCUUUGACACCGUUCAGGUUUAUAUUAUCACCAAGCCAGAGCUACAAAACAAAUUAAUAACAGUCACUGCAAUGGGAAAAAAGUUAAUUGGCUGCCCAGUGUGCAUCGAACAUAAGAAAUAUAGCCGAAAUGCCCUCCUGUUUAACCUCGGCCUUGUUUGCGAUGCCCGAACCAAUACUUGCAGCCUCGAGCCUAUUGUUAAGAAGCUAUCUGGAUACCUUACAACUCUGGAGCUGGAGAGCGGCUUUAUAUCCAAAGAGGAGAGCAAACAGAAGCUUUUACCCAUUAUGUCAACUUUGUUAGAGGAUCUUAAUGCCACGGGAGCCUGCACCCUACCCAUUGAUGAGUCUAACACCAUUCAUCUAAAGCUGAUUCAGCUGCGAAAAGACCCCCCAAUAGUUCAGGAGUACGACGUGCCAGUCUUUACCCAGUGCAAAGACCACUUUAUCAAGUCUCAGUGGGAUCUCACCACUCAACAGAUUCUUCCCUACAUCGAUGGAUUUAGACACAUCCAGAAAAUUUCUGCUGAAGCAGACGUUGAGCUGAAUCUUGUUCGUAUUGCAGUGCAGAAUCUCCUGUACUAUGGUGUUGUGACUCUGGUGUCAAUUUUCCAGUACUCUAAUGUGUACUGCACCACCCCAAAAGUCCAGAGCCUCAUAGAUGACAAGUCCAUUCAGGAGGAGUGCCUUAACUACGUCACUAAGCAGGGUCAGAAACGCGCGAGUCUGAGAGAUGUGUUCCAGCUGUAUUGUGGGCUAAGUCCGGGAACAACAGUCCGAGACCUUUGCUCACGCUACUCACAGCAGCUUCAAAGGGUCGACGAGAGGAGGCUGAUCCAGUUUGGACUAAUGAAGUGUCUUAUUCGACGGCUGCAGAAGUAUCCCGUGAAGGUGAUCCGCGACGAGAGAAGCAGGCCUCCUCGACUCUAUACCGGUUGUCAUAGUUACGAUGAGAUCUGCUGCAAAACAGGGAUUACUUACCAGGAGCUUGAUGAACGUUUGGAAAACGAUCCUAAUAUUGUCGUGUGCUGGAAGUGAUGGGGCAGAAGGGUACAGCAGUGCCUAAGCAGCCAAAGAUGCCUUGAACUAGAGAAGGAGGUUUCUUCAAUUAACAGAGAAAAUAAUGAGUAGCGUUUUGCAGUUUUCUUAGCUUAGUUUUGUUCAAAAAAGAAAAAAAACUUGAAAGAUUGGAUAUCACACUCAUUAUGUGGCUAUACAAUCCAUUCAUUAAAUGGAAAAAAGGCUAAAAAUAUCUAUUUCACGUGGGUUUCAUACUUCAUACAUAUUUUGCUAUCUUUAUUGCUUUGACUCUACUUAUAACCCCAAAUUCAUGUCAUUUCUACUGCACAAAUAACAUUCCAACAUAAAAACAGAUUGCACUGCCACAUAUCCUUUAGCUGAUUCUACUCAUUCCUGGAGGGUUGAAGAUCCCUUUGCAGUUAGUUAAUGCAAUGUUAUUAGCAUUUGUAUUUGAAUUUGUACUUUAUUUAUAUGCUGCAUUUUUGCUCUAACGGAAGCACUGAAAGCGUUUCUUACUGCAAGAUACAUCCACCCAUUCACACACAGAUAAGGGCAGUUUCGGUUCAUUUUUUUACCCAAGGAUAUUUAAAUAUGUCUGACCUUCAGAUUAGUAGGUGAUGAAACAUAUUAUUUAUAACUGUUUACAAAAUAGUAAAAACUUUUUAAUGUAACUUAGCGGCAGUAAAAUUCAUCAUGGGAGUGAAGCCCUGGAACAAGCAGGUACAGUCUUAUGUUAUCACACUGUGAAGAAAAUAUUUGAAAUAAAAUGCUUUGAAAUUA